AUGUCUGGACUGGUCUCUGACGAGGUCGCCGAGGACUACAAGAGCUCCUUGGAGGAUCUCACGGGCAACGACCGCUUCCAGAUCAGCAACCUGACCGUCAUAGCCAAGGAGAACACCGAGCAUGCCAUGGCCAUCUCCCGUGUGUUGGAGAAUCACAUCCGAUCAACUCCACCUCCGCAGAAGCUGCCUGCGCUGUAUGUAGUCGAUUCCAUCGUCAAGAACGUCGGAACUCCCUACACACUCUUCCUGGGGCGGAACAUGUAUCAGACCUUUAUGAAUGCGUAUACGCUGGUCGACUCGGCGACACGUCGCAAGUUGGAUGAGAUGCUCAAGACGUGGAAGGAGCCGGUUCCAGGCUCACUGGACACUCGCCCAGUCUUUCCCCCCGACGUCACCCGCAACAUCGAGAAUGCCCUCAUCAAGGCGCGCACUGCAGCCUUGCAGCAAGAACAAGCUCGAGGCAGCCGGGACGUGUUGAUCCGGGGCCGCGGCAGUGGCACGCCCACCGGCUGGGUCAACAGUCCAACACCACCGCAGGGCUUGCCUCGACAGGUCAACCCCCACCCCAGCAGCAAUGGCCAGAGCUAUGGCACAUCGGUAGGAGAUUCCACUUCCCUACGGUCCCUGGAUGCUGGAUCGACUCACACUAACCCACCAUCCCAGACACCACCGCAAGGGAAUCGUCCAGCUUCGGAGUUAGAGGCUCUCAAUCGCGACCUUGAAGUCUGCAUCCUCACGGCACGCAACGACUUCGCCAAUGCUCCGUUUGAUCCCACCUCGCAGCAACGGCUGAAAGCAUUACUCGACCUGCAGACCAUCAUGAGGAACCAGCAACUCACCCCAGACCAGCUCAAGCUGGUUCGCGAUCAAGUCUCGGCCUUGAGACCGCAGGCGUCUGUGGCCCCAAAUGCCGCUCCCAUUGUGCCUGCUGCCGUCCCAGCACCUCCCGCUCCCGUCUCGACUCCUCCAACUCAAUCCGCAUCCCAACCACUCCAGCAACUCUUGAACUCGGGCACCCUUGCAGAGCUCAUCAAAGCCACUGCCAUCCGCCAAGUACCCACUCCUCCGCCACAUAUCCCGAACGCCAUUCCUACGAUGCCCCAGAUGCCCCCGAUGCCCCCCGCCAGCAAUACACCGCAACCCGAGAACCCGCUGAUUGCCGCGCUCAGGUCGCGGGGGAUCUUGCCUCCCGCAUCGGCUCCCCCGGUGAUGGGUUCUUCCACGGGGCCGCCACCCCCAGGGGGCCAGCUUCCGUUUCUCAUGUCUGGUGGCAUGCGAUCGACGCCUCCUGCUCCCACACCACAGUCAUCAAUGUCAGCCUCAUCCUCGAUUCCCAUGAACUCCGCAUCCAUGAAAAUCCCUCGAAUCACCCUUGUGGUCUCUCUAUACGAAGCCAAGCCAAACCGUUGUGGAACCUGCGGACGCCGGUUCCCUGCUACUCAGGAGGGGAGAGAGAAAAAAGCACGGCAUCUGGACUGGCACUUCAAGACUAAUCAGCGCAUGUCUGAGGCUGCUAAGCGAGCCCAGACCCGUAGCUGGUACGUCGAUGAGAGGGAUUGGAUCAAGUCUCGAGAGGUCGAUGACGACCAACCGGUGGCCGAUGCAGAGGCCACCGGUGACGGGGGAGCUGGAGCCGAUGGCAAUGCCUCGAAGCAGGGCCCACCCCAGGCGUGGAUCCGGGCCCCGAACGAUGCCACGCUCCGCAACACGCCUUGCCCCAUCUGUCAGGAGAAGUUUGAGUCGACCUGGUCGGAGGACGUUCAGGACUGGAUCUGGCAGGACGCCAUCAAGGUCGGCAGUCGCGUCUAUCACGCGAGCUGCUACGCCGAAGUGACCAAGGAUGGCCCUGCGCCACGUAGCUCCACACCCCAGGCCCGCACCGGCACCCCCGAUUCAGUGCUGGGCAAGCGGAAGGCAGAAGGAACUGACUCCCCUGGAGGCAAGGCGCGCAUUAAGACAGAGCCCGCGUGA
This is a messenger RNA of Penicillium canariense, 1971 nucleotides long. RefSeq names its product putative mRNA cleavage factor complex component Pcf11. The transcript is spliced from 4 exons. Gene Ontology annotation, biological process: termination of RNA polymerase II transcription. The record is from RefSeq and is a predicted model, not a curated record. The coding region runs from base 1 to 1971 and encodes 656 amino acids. Gene Ontology annotation, molecular function: RNA polymerase II complex binding; mRNA binding. Lineage: Eukaryota; Fungi; Ascomycota; Eurotiomycetes; Eurotiales; Aspergillaceae. Gene Ontology annotation, cellular component: cytoplasm; mRNA cleavage factor complex.